Molecule: messenger RNA, 2229 nt
Organism: Alternaria arbusti
Lineage: Eukaryota; Fungi; Ascomycota; Dothideomycetes; Pleosporales; Pleosporaceae
Exons: 1
Coding region: 1-2229 (742 amino acids)
Molecular function (GO): protein binding
Source: RefSeq, a predicted model, not a curated record
AUGGAUAAGUUCCCCAGACUGCGUCUUGAACCCGACAAUGAGCCACAUGUCGGAUCUGAUAUCUCCAAAUUUGUCGACGAUCGUAUAUCCAGUUUGCAAUGCCCAACUGAAGCACGAGAGUACAUCAAGAAAAGGCUAUGCGAUCGAUCGGAAGGAACCUACCUAUGGGUCAGCUUCGCCAUCAACGCUUUGAAGAAGGUGCGGGUUAUCGACAUGGAACGUACUGUUGAAUCCUUCCCUCGUGGGCUCGAUGCCAUGUACCGUCGUAUGUUGCUGGCAAUCUCCGAGCAUGAAAGAGAGAAGGUUAUGGAAAUCUUGCGGUGGAUCACGACCACAGUAUGGCCACUGAGCCUCGUCCAGCUGGCUACCGCCGUCAGCACAGUCCCUGCGAGGGGCCAAACCCUGGAGGAGGCUAUCACUGAUGAGAUCGCCUAUGCUGGAGAUCUAUUGACGAUAGCGACGCGUGUCAAUCACGAAGUUGUCAGUACCAGCGUUACACUGGUACAUUUGUCUCUAUUGGACUUCCUUCAAAGCAUUCCAAAAUUUGAUCCCGAUCUGGGAUUCUUUUGUCUCCAGGCAGCCGUCACUCAUGACCGGUUGACUCGUCGCCUUUUCGACUACAAGUACCAGAUUCUGCAAAGCUUUGACUCCCUCCAGAACGACGAUGUUGUUUCUAAGCAUCUUGGUGACUAUGAAAUAACGAAAGUUCAAUACCCGCUAUUGCAUUAUGCCAUAAAGAACAGUCUGGAACACAUGUGCCAUGGUGGAAACAUUCGUCGCCUCAACAGUUACCAUCCGAUACUUGACCCAACCGAUCGAUGUCAUACUCCAUGGUUGCAACUACAGUAUCGUACAAUGUGCGAGCAUCUACCAGAGGAAGGCGUCAAGUUGGCACAUAUUGCUGCCUUAUACGGCCUGCUUGCAUUCCUCAAGUACGCUCACCACCAAUGUCACCUUGAGCUGGAUACCAGAGAUGGUAAUAACCGAACACUUCUCUUCUACGCUACAGCUCAAUGCCAUAUGCACGUUAUUGAAUGGUUGUUAGUUCAAGGUGCCGAUCCGAACCUUCGAGAUCUGACCGGACAAACAGCCUUGCACAUCGCUGCUUACCAAAGUCGAGCUGACAUUAUCAAGAUGCUCAUUCGUCAUGGAUCAAGAACCAGAGUCCAGUCUUCUACUCGUAUUACGAAAAGUAUGCUAGACGGAUUGGAUCGUGAUUUCGGUGACUUCAAUCAAGAUGAAGAGGAUAACGAUCAAGCCUUGGCGAAAUGGAGUGGAACCCCUGUCCAUAUCGCUGCUACCAUUGAGCAGCCCGAAGUCAUGCACAUCCUACUCAGUACUUUUCUACGAGAAGGUGGUUCCAUCAACGAGACUGACGAGAAUGGUCGUACCUUUCUCCAUCUACUAGCAACAUCUCAUGGGUCCGAUCCGCGGCGUUGCUGGGAUGUCUUUAGCAAGUUUCCAGAGUCUUCCGAGAUCGUCAAUCACAUGAUGGACAGGAACGGAGAAUCUGCCCUACAUAUUGCCACACGGAAAUCCUGUCUAGCAAUCGAUAGCUCGUUUCAGGACGACUUCUAUGAGGAUUCGGACUCUGACUCCGAAGAGACGGUGUGGAACCCUGUUAUCGCACUUGUAGAAACUUUUGGAACAGCUGUCAACAUCCAGACUUCCACUGGCGUCACACCGUUGCACAUCGCCUGCAAAAAGGGGGCUUCCAGUCUAGUCGCUUAUCUCCUUGACAAAGGUGCUAAUGCGCGCUUGUAUGACGAGUCUGGUCAGAACGCAAUGCACUGGCUUUGUAGCCAAAUGCAACGAGGCCGCCAGAACAGACCUGCAAUUCUUGUCACACUGACACAAAUCAUGACUGUGGAAGAUAUCGAGGCUAAAAGAACCGACGGUCAAACAGCUCGAGAAAUUGCUGUCAAGCACGAUGCCGAUUAUCUGGAGAUAGCAAGGCGCCACGCGAAUGGCCUGGUGCCAAACCUUGAUAUGCCCGCAGAGCUUUUGCUAUCGAUCGUCCGAGAGUUUUGUGUCAACUUUUGGCAGUUGGAACGAUGCAAUGUGUUUCUUGAACUUCACGGUCUCAUUGAUGGUUUGCUUAACAUGGUCAAAUGCGAGCCAUCGAGUGAAGCAAUUGCUGGAUUGCAGCGACUGGUGUCUGAGCAGCCUCGCCUUCAACAUGUGCUGGAGAAAAACCGCCUGUAUUGGGAGUCUAAGGCGAAGGAAUGA